Drosophila obscura is the source of this 3261-nucleotide messenger RNA. RefSeq names its product fasciculation and elongation protein zeta-2 (gene Unc-76). Lineage: Eukaryota; Metazoa; Arthropoda; Insecta; Diptera; Drosophilidae. Bases 268 to 1626 code for a protein of 452 amino acids. The record is from RefSeq and is a predicted model, not a curated record. Gene Ontology annotation, cellular component: axon; cytoplasm. The transcript is spliced from 5 exons.
UGGUUUGACACCUCUACUCCGUUCACUUCGUGGCUCUUGUUUAUGUACGUCCCUUGUUAAAAUUGAAUUUAAUUUGCAAGCGAAUCGGUUCAGAAAAUAUAACUCACGACCUAAUCGAUCCAGUGUGUGAUUUUUUUUUAUUGUUUUUCUCAAUUGUGCAGGUAAAGAAGCGAAACUCUAGACAGUGUUUAAAUCGUAAUAAACUGCAUUGAAAUAACCAAGUCACUCGAGUGCCCAGUGCUGAUUCCUGCUCCUUGCUCGCGUGCCAUGCGUGACCUCGGCACCAAAAUGGCCGAGCUAAAAUUUGAGGCUCCCCUGGCAAAGUUCGAGGAGACAGAUGAGUGGGGCGGCUGCGACUUCAUCUCUAACCAGAACGCCCUCAACGACACGCUUAACCUGAACCUGAAGGAGGUCAGUGUGGGCAGAAAGCCAGAUGCCGCCAAGCUUCGCCUCCUUGAAGAUGCGGUCCGUGAUGCGCACAUUAGCAAGAACGGCGGGGGCGGCGGCAGUAGCGGCGGGAGCAUCAGUCCCAAUUGCAAUUCCAUGAUAAGCGGAUCGGGCACGGAUCUGGGCGUUUCCGAAGUGGGCCUGUUGCCGGGCGACGGAGAGGGGCUAGAAAAACCGUCCGCGGCCCACGGGGAUCAUGUGGACAACUUCACAGAGACGUUUGGCGGCAGCCUAGAAGAUCUGGUUAACACGUUCGAUGACAAGAUAACUAAGUGCUUCGGCAACUACGAGGAGAACGUCGAGGAGCUGGCCCCAGUCCAGGUCCGCAGCCAGGAGGAGAUCAUGAAUGAAUGCCAAAUGUGGUGGACCAUCACGGGAAACUUUGGAAACAUUCUUCCCAUCGACUGGUCCAAGUCGUACACCCGUCAGAUGCACAUGCCCACUCUAAACCUGGGCCAAAGUCACACAAAGCAGCAGCAGCAUCAGCGCAAUCAGCACCAGCUCCAGAAACACCAGCACUCGUAUCCACACACUCCAGGCGGGGACGAGUUUAACGAUCUGGCCAGCGAGGAUGAGGCGGUAGCCAACGACUUGGACAUGCACGCACUGAUCCUGAACGGCCUAAACGGGGACAUCGACGACCAACCCAUUAAGACGGUUGAGGAGGUCAUCAAGGAGAUUGAUGACAUCAUGGACGAGGCGGAGAGUCCUUUGGAUGAGCCCGACACCUGCGAGUCGGAGGUCAUAGAAAAGGCGCGCGAAGUGCUUGGGACGCCCCUCUAUGCAGAAAAGCUGCAAUAUCUGACCACUACACAGUUGAACGAGCUGUACAUGGAGAUGGAGGUGCUGAUUCAGGAAUUGAGUGAGACUCUUAUCAACGAGCUGGCGCUGCGCGACGAGCUCGAGUACGAGAAGGAGCUAAAGAACUCAUUCAUUUCCCUGCUGCUGGCCGUGCAAAACAAGCGUCGACAAUACCACGUGGAGAAGAAGCGUGGAAAGUUCCAGGGUCCCGAGCCCAAAUAUUUGACCACUGUUAUUCCGUAUCACCUAGAGAACGGCACGCCCAACAAUCAGUCCCUACAGGUUCUAAUCAAGAUACUCAAGGCAAUAAAUGAAGACAGCCCGACAGUGCCAGCUCUUCUCACGGACUACAUACUGAAGGUGCUCUGCCCCACAUAAGCGAUGUAACUGCUAAGGAACCCAAUCUAUCGCUCUAUCUCUCUUUCUGUGUUUAUAUAACUAUACCAUAUACAUCUAUAUACAUACGUACAUGCAUAUAUAAAUUAUAAUUUAAUGAUUAGUUUUGUAUUCUAAACGAUUAUUUAAAUUUUUUUAAUUGCGAUCCGUUUCUGAAAACACUUUCUCAGCCACUGAAAAUGCUAAAGAAGAUUGAUGAUGAGAUUUCUAUAUAUAGAUCAAAUAUGUAACAAAAAACAUGUAACACAUACAUACAUACAUACCUAGACGUAAAUAUCUAAUUAAAUAUUUUUGGAGGAGAGUAUGCUAGACAGUCCUCCUCAAAGCGAUUAUACUCAACUAUCUCGAAUCAAAUCCACUUGGAAAUUUCGCUCCAGCCAGUUUAUCGAGUCAUAUUGUUAGAGAGCUGAUUCCAACUAAGCUUAAUAUAUCUACAUAUAUACAUACACAAAUGGAUCUUUAAUUUCUAAGGAGGCGAAUGGCAAAUUGUCUCUAUUGCACAGAUUGCAGAGAUUGCACAGAGGAUGUAUAUAUAAAUUUAUUGUUUAGUUCACAUUAAAUCUCGCUGUAUUGAUCGAUCCAAACAGGACUUUCGUUGUUCGGCAGCAAAUCCCUAGCUUGUACCAUAUGUAACUUGUAUGUAUAGAUUUUAAGUUGUGUAUGGCCGCAGACCUCUAGUUGGAUAGGGACCUUUCCAAAAACCGCUGCCGAUUCCAAAUGUGUUCCUCGUUUUAUGCAAACUUAAGCGUCCAAAUUGCAUCGUUUGAGACGGGAGUUUUUUUCAAGCGAUUGAUGUCGCUUCACUGUAUGCUUUCAUAUAAAUUCUUUUAGCGUUUUUGUUUGUUUUUUUUUUAUAUUUAUUUGCUCAUGGCCAUAAAACGCGUUCUGUUUUGUUUCAAACAAAAAUUAUGAAAGGGAUUAAUGUAAUUUUAAUUUGCAUAGAUACGCUGUGUUAUUUACUUUUACCAAGCAAGAAUAAAUAAAAAAAUACUAAAAAUAAAAUAGAACAAAAGAAAAACAGUUACAAAAUCAGUCAUGCGCAUAGUGCUGUUGUUUUCAAUACGACGCUUUCUGUCAUAUUUAAUUAUUAAGCUACUUUCACACUCAGAUCUACGAAAAACAAAGAAUCCAAAACAAACAAAAAAUAUACAUAUAUACAUAAAUUUAAAAAAAAUUACAAUUAUAUAAAAGUCGCAUCGUCAAGUCCAACAAAAACAACAUUUAUAUCAUGUAUUACAUUUCACGAAGAGUAAACAGAAAAACCAAAGAUAAAAUAAAACGGUGACAGAAUCUCCAUUGGGACUCCGGAGCUUACCCAUAGUCACCACCGGUAGAGGAGUUUCCGCUACUGAGCAAUAAUCGAUCGUCGAUCGGUUCAUUUUUCUCGGAUGGGGGAAUAAUUCAAUACAUCACAUCUAAUGCAAAUCUUAGGUACCUUUGUUAGUAAACAAUAUGCAUAAAUGCCUAUAUAUAUAGAUGUUAAUAUAAAUGACAAACACACACAGAGAAAAUGCAUACAUGUUUAAGAUUAUAUAAAUACCUAUGUAUAUGUGAAUUAAACAUAAAUACAUAUGUUGUCACGCUUCAUAAUAAUAAACGAAAAACCAAAUGCAAAUU